AUGAACAUUUUCGCAUUCUUCAAAAUGGAUUCGUUCUCCAUUGAAAUAUGUGAGGGACUGCAGCACAUGUCGGAGACAGUGUUUGUAGGACUGUGUGAGAUGGUGGGUACCUCACAACAGGUUGCCAUCAGGAGGGAAACAUGGGACAUCAAGGAGUUGGUGGAGAGACGAAUGAUACCUCUUAAUGGGGUCUUGGGUAUGUUAAGUGGAAGCAUGAGAGAAGGAUUCAGACUGAAGGGAUCAGAUUAUGACAUAAUGUUCUGGCUUAACAACCACCGCGUGAUCAUGGACAUGUCUCAGUCUGAGUAUUACAACACAGCUAAUACAACCUUGAUUCUCUCUGAAAGUUCUGAGAGUCCACCAGGAUUCACUUUACUCCAGUUACUGACACCAUCAAGAUACAAAAUUGCCUUGUCAGCAUGUGUCAGAAUGAAUGAUAGGGUCUAUAUAACUAGUUCUAUAUACAGACAGUUGAGUUGUUCUUUAGCAAUAUCUAAUUCUACUGUGCAUGGACCCUGUGGUAGUGGUGUUAGAGUAGGAGUAGAAUAUGAUACUGCUCAUUGUCUUGUUUGUGACUUUUGGCCUCCGUCUGCCUCCUCAUGGAUAGACAGAUGUCACUCAUGGCCUGACCCUGAAGUUGUUGGUGACAUUGUCAGAAAUGGAUGUCACUUUGUAGCAAUAGGACACCCAUUAGGGCCCCAUGGAAAUGAAGAAUGGAGAAUUUCUUUUUCUAAAGCUGAAUAUAAACUUGUGUCAUCAAUGAACCACUGUCAGUUUUUGACUUAUGGACUGUUGAAACUUUUCUUAAAAGAAGUUUUAAAUCAACAAUCAGAAGAAACAAGUAAACUAUUGUGUUCCUAUCACAUGAAGACAACGGUUUUCUGGGCGAUUCAACACAACACAUUGCCUCACUUGUGUCCACAAAAUCUCCUGGCCGCUUUCUGGGUCUGCUUCAAACUCCUCAUUAAGUGGGUGUAUGAGGGGAUCUGUCCAAACUUUUUCAUCCCACAAAACAACUUGUUUCUGACAAAGGUCAAUGGCUCAGCACAAAACAGAUUGUUCCUACAGUUACAUGAAUUGUACAAGAAAGGUCUGGCCUGUCUGUUACAGAGUUCCUCUAUCAGGUCCUACAUCAUGGAUGUCCUGUACAAUCCUAGACUUUCUAUUUGUACAGAUGAGAGUAUGCUUAGGUCUGAAGUUGAUAAUGAUGUAGACCUAGUCAAAGAGUCCUCAUAUGUUUUAGCUACAACUGGGUAUCUGUGUCUAAUAACCAAAAUCAUUAAUUCGUUAGACCAGUUUAUGGAUUCACCAAUGACACAAUACCAAGUUGUAGCCAUGCAAAAAUUUACAGCCUUCAUCCUUCAGCAAACUUCUUUUCGAUUACAAACCAUGUACCCUAAAACAGGUGUCAACAAACAAAUAUAUAUUUCAGACAAAUUGUCCUGUCUCAUGCUCAAAUUAGCAGCUAAAUUUGGGUAUGUUUCUGACAUGUUGUACAGUGCCAUGUAUUAUUACAAGACACUCAGAUACAGGGAAGCUUUAUCUGCUAUAGAGAUGACAAAGGUCAAGUUAGCAGAGCCAUACCUGAUGUAUAAUGGUCAUGUAGACAGAGAGAGGUAUACUGAGGCUGUAGGGGGACAGUCCUGGUCUACAAAGAUAAGACAGGCUGUAGCAUGGGAUAUCACACUUUACAACAGCAUCUGUUAUAUCAAUGAACUAAUACCAGAACAACAGUCGGCUCUACAGAACAGAAUACCUGCGCUAGUUAUCCCAGUGUUUGUGCUGUUACACUUCCUAGAGUUCUUGUGUUACAGACACAUUGAUACAACGUUAUCACAAGCAGCUCUAGAUGAGCUACAGGUCCUAGUCCACCUUGAUCAGGGACUGUAUGUAGAUGUUUAUAACAGAGACAUCUCCUGGGAGAUCCUGGGGGUCUGUCAACAGAUCACAGGGAACCUCCCGGCUGCUCUAUACUCAUACCAACAGACGUUUACACAGUAUCCAUACCACUGAAUACAAACUGUCACACAGAGGAGAAUACAAGACAUAGUUCAAUCAACACAACACCAGUAUAAUGAGGAUCUGCCUUUAGAUUGAAAAAAAAAAAUCAAUAUGUUGAAAUUAAGACAAUAUUUGCACAGGGACAAUCCCCCAUCGUUACAUUUCUAGGCAGUGUAUCUGAUUAUAUAUAACUUUCAACUUUUAACCAUUUCUAAGCAGUACAGUACAGUAUAACCUGUCAAUCUUUUAGCAGUGUAUCUUUCUCUCUGGUUUUUUGGGGGUUCUUUUUGGCUUAGUUAGCAAUACCUUGGGAGAACAGGCA
Magallana angulata is the source of this 2323-nucleotide messenger RNA. RefSeq lists its product as uncharacterized. NCBI's taxonomy places the organism in Eukaryota, Metazoa, Mollusca, Bivalvia, Ostreida, Ostreidae. The transcript is spliced from 2 exons. Bases 1 to 2013 code for a protein of 670 amino acids. The record is from RefSeq and is a predicted model, not a curated record.